Exophiala dermatitidis NIH/UT8656 is the source of this 2718-nucleotide messenger RNA. Its product is annotated as dolichol kinase. Gene Ontology annotation, molecular function: dolichol kinase activity. The coding region runs from base 1 to 2718 and encodes 905 amino acids. The record is from RefSeq and is a predicted model, not a curated record. The transcript has a single exon. Gene Ontology annotation, cellular component: endoplasmic reticulum membrane. Gene Ontology annotation, biological process: dolichyl monophosphate biosynthetic process. Lineage: Eukaryota; Fungi; Ascomycota; Eurotiomycetes; Chaetothyriales; Herpotrichiellaceae.
AUGACUUCGAAAGCUGCGCCGGAGGAAAGUGGCCGAACCACCGCGUCUCAAGAUGUCCACUACCAAAACGAUUUGACUCUAUCUCGCACUCCGCAGCCUUACCAUCGACGGGGCGAUGAUCUCGCAACAAGAGAGGAACAGAUCAAUACCAAUGGGACAGCAUUUCUUGAAGUUCCAAAUGGCCACGCCGUGCAGGCGGCCACAACCAGCACCAUCAGCCGGCCGGAUUCGAGUGAGAGCGGAACAGAGGCCGACGACGAAAAGGGCCCUCUUCUAAAAGGUCUUCCUGCACCACGCUUGCGGGCGAGGAAGGGCCUGCGAGGGAGUACUCCCGCCGGCCUUACUCCUACGGACAGUCCUCUGCCUACACCGCCAGCGUUCCUCGGUGCAUCCGAGUUUCGGUUUUUUGAUGGCUACCAAAACCGAGCAGCAGGCAACAACAGCACGGGCGAGCGAGGAGGAGGAAAAGAUGCUACGGCCAAGUCCGCUGAGUUUGAAGGGUACAAGAGGCGGAAACGGCAGGAGAUCAUUCGACGAUGUACAGAGGUCUCGCUUCUUUGCGGAAUCGGAGCAACUGUCUGGUUUCGAGCGCGAGACAGAGCAGGUCCCUGUCUUGCAGACUGGUUGAACGAAUUGACAUUCUCUUUGCUCUUGCCGCUCUGCGUCUAUCUAUUCUAUCCAGUUCGACUGACGCUACGAGCACGAGCUCGAGCUCACGGAGCGACGAAUAAACCCGCCCUGCUACAAGCCGCUCGGCGCGGGUUCCAUAUUCCCUCACGGUUUGAUCCGGGGCCUUUACUCUAUCCUGUGGCUCUGCCCGUCAUGAUAGCGCUUUCGCUGUUCGAGCGAAGUGCCGACUUUCUUCCAGGAGCCAUUGUUUGCGGCCUGUCGUCGAUGCCUCCGGCGGUUACAGCUACACCAACCAUGCCAGCUGUUGGAGAGUACCUACACUGGGGGAUCUCGGUAUUGCCGCUGCACGCCUCAGCUCUUAGCCUCUACUCAUCCAGGCCGUCGAAACCAAAUUCCUUGAAGAUCGACUCACCGCUCACCCGAGAAGACCUGGCGUUGAUCUUCCCGCUUCAUCAGGCGCUCUUGACCGUGUUGAGCUAUCUUACCACGUCAAGCCUGGACGUUUCGGAAUUACAUCUGCUGUCUACUGCUCUGAUUCAUCUCUACCUCUUCUCCCACACGCCUCAGGCUGAGAUACUCAAGGCACUGCUCUGGCUCGGAGGGUUGUGUAUCUUCGUGUCUUGUAAGAACUUUCUGGAAUGGGAGGUUGCUUUGGCAAGGAUUCCGGCUUGGAAGCUGUGUCGCAAGCGUCGUCAAAAGGGUCAGAGUCUUUUCUCCCAGAUUGAUCAGACUAUAUGUCAGUGGCUUGUGGGGCGGAAAAAUACACAUCGCCGAGGGGUCUCUUCGGAUAGCGACGAAGGUUCGUUCAACGCCUUUCGCCGAGUGCUGCCGCGUCCGAACCUCGUUGUGAAUGGGAGUGCUUCGACAUCCUUGGCUAAUGGUCACAAACCUGUUUCUGAGCGCAACACCUUCACGCGCUCCGAGUUUGGAAGUGGGAAGACACAGUCUGUGGCCACCAGCCGGUCCUCUGCUUUCCGGUCUUUCAGCCUGGAACAAGCAAAGGUCCGGAAAUAUGCAUAUGCCGCGAUCGUAUAUUUCUUCGUGGCAGCGAUUUUACUGGGCCCAGUCCGGAUAUAUAUCGGCCAACGAGCACUUGCAGGCCAUGAACCUCUCGGUUGGGCCCUCGGGUACCUUCUGGGGAACCUUCCAACAUUCCGCUUUUGGGUGGUCAGCAAUAACCUCGAUCGAUGGAUUUGUCUUCCAGCACACAUGACAGCCGAUCCCUCAUCGACUGGACCCCAGGGAUGGAUUGAAAAUGGCCGUCAAUACAGCGUCGGUCCUGCCAACACCCGUUUACUUCUAUGUGCAUAUUACGUGGCGGUGCUGCUUUGCGGCAUUACUGUGGUGGUUCGACUCACUUCCCUUGUCCAAGUGGACACGCGACGGAAGGUGUUCCACGGCAUCAUGGUCAUUAUGCUUCUGCCCACCAUUUUCGUGGAUCCCUGUUUCAUCGCCCUGGCUCUGGGUUUGGUGUUGGCCAUUUUCUUGUUGCUGGAUCUCUUCCGGGCUUCACAACUACCGCCAAUCUGGAAGCCGCUGACUACAUUUCUGGCGCCAUACGUGGAUGGCCGUGACCACCGAGGACCAGUGAUCGUGUCGCACAUUUUCUUGCUGAUUGGGUGCGCGAUUCCGCUCUGGUUGUCCCUGGCGGCCGCUCCUCGCAGUGGUCAAGAGCCAUGGGUCGGAUGGGAUACAUCAAUCCGGGACUUGAGCAUGGUCAGCGGCGUUAUCUGCGUCGGGCUCGGCGAUGCGGCGGCCAGUCUGAUUGGGAGACGGUACGGAAGGACAAAAUGGUGCUGGGCGGGCGGCAAGAGUUUAGAAGGCAGUCUUGCAUUUGCGCUGGCCGUCACUUGCGGUCUAUAUACUUCCUGGAUCUGGCUUAGACUAGGUGGAUGGGCGGGCGUGGAUGUGUCCUGGAGUGCCAGCGACUCGGUUCCGACCACUGGCAGUCUCAGUGGGCAAACGCUUGCAAAGUGUCUGGUCGCUGGGGUGGGCGCGAGUCUGCUCGAAAGCACCUUGACUGCGGCCAACGACAAUGUCGUCGUGCCGGUUGGUCUGUGGUUGCUGGUCCGAGGGUUGGACAUAUAG